AUGAAAGCGAGUUACUUUACUAUGGCAACUAUGCUGUGCGCCCAGGUGCGCGGACGAACAGCGAAUGGAGUAUUUCUUCCAGCAGAGUUGGCCUACAGCUUGCCUCAGCCGUUCCAGGGUCCGGAAGCGCAAAAUGGUAACUUCAGCACCAACUUCGUGAACACGCAAACACAAAACACCUCAGUGAACCGACUCCUGAGAGACGCUCGUGCGGCGACUUACUACGCGUUCGACGAAGAGUUCUACGCCAUUCUUGGGGGACAACACCCGCCGCUUUCCGAAAUCGGUUCACAGGACCCCGGUUCUGCAUUCGAAGCUGGUGUGUGGGUACCCGAGCUCAACGAGGUCUGGUUUACCAGCAUUGGAAGUUCACCCCCUACGUAUAUCAGCAUCCUGGAUCUCGAGACCCAUAGUGUCAGGCGGCCGGAGAUUCCCGAACUUCGCGACGUCAACCCAAAUGGAGGGUAUUAUUUCAAUGGGCUAGUCUAUUUCGCAAUUGCGGGCAACGAAUCAGCGCUAGCGGGUGCAACUGGGAUAGUGUCUGUCGAUCCUAAAACAUACAAGGUGACGAGCAUUAUCAAUAGUUUCUUCGGACUCGUCAUGGUCAGCGUCGACGACCUAGCAUGGGUCAAACCGAACGCCUCUGCCGGGGCAACCUCUUGUGCCGUGCCGGGGGAAUACAACCUGUUCUUCUCAUCAUUCGACUUCGGAUCCGAGGGGGUGUUGGGAUUUGCGCCCACUGUGCUACCGAAUGCUGUGUGGCGGUUCUCCCCGCAGACAAAAUCCUUGCAGGGGGUGAUAUCGCGCGCGGAUAUCCUAAAGCCCAAUGGUCUGCGGACCGACCCAACUGGAUCGUACCUCUACGUUACAGAUGCUGCCUUUCCGUUUAAUGUUGGUGGCGGAGCGAAUAGCUCUGGUUCUGGGGCCAUCUACCGUUAUGAUCUCGACCGCUUCUGCACCCCGGUGAACAAACAGAUGGUGGCAAUUGUCCGCAGUUAUGCCGAUGGAAUGCACAUAGAUGACUACGGGCGCAUUUGGACGGCGGAAUAUGACGGGGUUAUUGUCAGAGAUCCUCGCGGAAAGGUAUUGGGUGUCUUCAAUGCCGAAGCCCUACUCGGCGUCGAGAUUGCUCCUAUUGCAAACUUCGCGCUCGCUGGCGACAAACUUGUGAUUUUGGCUGUAGAUCGGAUCUAUAUUAUUGAACUUGGUCAGAAUGUGACCACGCCAGAAAGGUUCUCUAUACCGUGA
Messenger RNA from Aspergillus puulaauensis, 1248 nucleotides. RefSeq names its product SMP-30/gluconolactonase/LRE family protein. The transcript has a single exon. The record is from RefSeq and is a predicted model, not a curated record. Lineage: Eukaryota; Fungi; Ascomycota; Eurotiomycetes; Eurotiales; Aspergillaceae. The coding region runs from base 1 to 1248 and encodes 415 amino acids.